CCUGCGCGUGGAUUUAACUCAGAGACGCAGUUGCUGCUGUCACAAUUGCUCCAGGAUUCUAAAUUGUGCGGAUCUCUUCUUCACACUGCAAACAUGGAUCUGAAACUAAUCGUAAUAUUCGCUCUGAUGGCGGUCGUCAUUCAUGCACCGGUUUCAAAUGCCAAGCCAAUUAGCCUGGUAGAGAGAUGCUGGUGCCGUUCCACAGUCAACACAGUCCCACAGAGAAGCAUUCGCGAGCUCAAGUUCCUCCACACACCAAACUGCCCCUUCCAAGUCAUUGCUAAACUGAAGAACAACAAGGAGGUGUGCAUUAACCCAGAGACCAAAUGGCUGCAACAGUACCUGAGGAAUGCCGUGAACAGAAUGAAAAAAGCCCAACAACAGCAGAGCUAAGAAGUCUGUCCAGAUGACAAGAGAAUCUGACAGCCCACCGUCACAGAUAUGUACCAUAUAGUCCUCUGGCAUGCUUGCUGACCCAGCACUUAACCUGCCAAAUAUGCAUCCCCAGUAAAUGACCACCAGACCAUCAUUGCCACCCAUGUAGUCUCCUCUGUUAGCACCAAGUGCAAUUUUAUAUGUAUGACUGUAUUUUUUUCUUUUUUACAUAUGAUGUAUAUACAAUGUUUUUAUAUAUCGUCUUAAAACAGUAAAGAGCUAUUUUUGGAGUCGUGUUUGCUCCUUGUUGUUGGGUUAUGUUGGGUUAGGCAGAAGGGCAUUGAGAUAAUGAGGUAUUUUGGAGCAAACAUUCAAAACUCUGAAAUAUAUUUUAAUCUCAGAUGUAAAAGAAUAUGUGACUUCACAUUAGCAGGACUGAAGUUCUGACAAUUCAUAUGCAUGCAAGUGCUUUGACAGAAAAAUAAGGGCAUUGUUUUUUAACUAUUUCGUUAUGUAUUUUACUACUUCAUAACUUAGACAUCUGUAACAGCAUAAACUACAUGUAAACAUUAUAUAGCAUAUAAAAAAAGAGUCACUUGUUUUUGUUCUUGGAAAGGCAGGUUACUUUGCAAAACAAACAUGAACAUUUACCCAAAUGGUUUUUGAAUGACUUUAUGUAAUAGGCUUAGUGGAAGGCAUUCGAACACCGAUAGAAAGUAUUUUGCAACGUUCUGUAUAUACCAAAACAUCUGUGCUUGCAAAUGUUAAUGGUCCGAUCAGAGUGUGCGUAAGGAGCUUGGUGUCACAACAUAUUAAUCUUGCUCCAGCAGAAUUAUGUAAUCAACAGAGACAUUAGAGACGUCAGUCAACAAAGAAAAAACUAGAGGUUAGUGAAUUUAAAGCAGUGCUCUGCAAGUACUAAUUCAUGCAAUGAUGAAAAACUGAAUUUAAAGCAUGGUAGGCAUGAUAAUCUCAAAAAACAAAACAAAACAAAAACAGCAGUGUUAGUGGAACAUUUGAGGCAGACCUUGAGGCAGAACUAAUUGAUGUAAUGACUACCUAUAUAUAACAAUGCACUUUAUAACCCCUUGUGACAUUGACAGAAAAAAAAAAGAUUCUGAAUGACACCCAUGACGUAGUGAAUAGUUCUAGUGUCUUUGUUUAGAUGUAGUUAUGACUGUACUGCCAAAUGUAUUAAACAUCUGUAUCUUCAGCAUCAGAA
Molecule: messenger RNA, 1597 nt
Organism: Carassius carassius (crucian carp)
Lineage: Eukaryota; Metazoa; Chordata; Actinopteri; Cypriniformes; Cyprinidae
Gene: cxcl12a
Product: chemokine (C-X-C motif) ligand 12a (stromal cell-derived factor 1)
Exons: 4
Coding region: 94-393 (99 amino acids)
Biological process (GO): chemotaxis; chemokine-mediated signaling pathway; induction of positive chemotaxis
Cellular component (GO): extracellular region
Molecular function (GO): chemokine activity; chemoattractant activity
Source: RefSeq, a predicted model, not a curated record